AUGGAACAAUCCUACAUGUGAUCAAUUUUCCAAGAAAUUCACAAAGAUAAUGAGCUCUAUACUAAACUACUAAUCCCCGAUGCUUCUUGACUAGAAGCUCUGUCUCAACUACCAAGUAGAUUUUCCCAAAAAUGGAGCAUAUGCUUGACCCAACUCAAGACUGAUGCACCACAAACUCCUGUAGAAAUAGAGAUCAUACUCCAAAGCUCUCUAUAUUCAUCUGAGCUUCCCCAAAACCCACGAAUCCUAGAAGAGACCCAAGAAGGCUUGAUUAAGAACCUAUUCAAAGAUGGGGUAGAAACAAUAGAGAAUAUCACAAGAUCCCUCGAGGUUCUUACUGAAGAAGAGAACGCCUUCUUUACUGCUCAUAAUAUUUCAUCUCUAAUACUGUAA
This is a messenger RNA of Moneuplotes crassus, 393 nucleotides long. NCBI's taxonomy places the organism in Eukaryota, Ciliophora, Spirotrichea, Euplotida, Euplotidae. The record is from the annotation of a GenBank genome assembly.